Salvia hispanica is the source of this 2921-nucleotide messenger RNA. Its product is annotated as putative LRR receptor-like serine/threonine-protein kinase At1g12460. Gene Ontology annotation, molecular function: ATP binding; protein binding; protein kinase activity. NCBI's taxonomy places the organism in Eukaryota, Viridiplantae, Streptophyta, Magnoliopsida, Lamiales, Lamiaceae. The record is from RefSeq and is a predicted model, not a curated record. Gene Ontology annotation, biological process: protein phosphorylation.
AUUUAAUUCUACCAACUUAGUGUAGGUAUAUGUUUUCCGGUGACUGCGGGGAAUCUGCCGCGGCGGAGGUGGGGGCGGUUGUUGAAGAUGUGAGUAGGAGCUGAUCUUGCAGGUAUAAUGCUGUUGUUUUGUUGGGAUCAUGAGAAAACUAGGUACAGUUUCCCAUACUAUUGCGUUUCUUUACGCCUUCUACUUGCUUAAUAUUGUCUCAAUCUUUGUCUCUCCCAUUACCCAAAAGGAGAUUUUGCUUCAAUUCAAGGGUGACAUUUGGGAUGACCCUUAUGAUUGUUUGAAGAAUUGGGAUUCUAGUAAAAACCCUUGCCAAGAUUAUGGUGGGGUAUCUUGUGAUUCGGAUGGAAAUGUUGUGAAAAUUCUCUUGUGGAAUUGUAGUCUUGGUGGGGUCUUAUCCCCUGCAUUAUCUGGCUUGAAAUCUUUGAGGAGUAUAUCAUUGUUUGGGAAUAAGUUAACUGGUAAUAUUCCUGUUGAGUAUGGUGAGAUUGGUUCAUUGUGGAAGAUCAACUUAAGCUCGAACGCGCUUUCUGGAUCAAUCCCGGAGUUUCUUGGAGAUUUGCCAAACAUAAGGUUUCUUGACUUGUCAAGAAAUGAGUAUAGUGGAGAGAUUCCUUCAGCAUUGUUCGAUAACUGUUACAAGACUAGGUUUGUGUCGUUGGCGCAUAACAACCUCUCGGGCUCAAUCCCCGUGUCUGUUAAGAACUGUUCGAAUCUAGAAGGGAUUGAUUUGUCUUUCAAUGGUCUUAGUGGGAGAUUGCCUUCUGAAUUGUGUGAGAUUCCAGCAAUUUCAUAUCUGUCUGUGAGGAGUAAUAAGCUUUCGGGUAGUGUUAAAGAGCAGGUCUCAAAAUGUAGGAGUUUGAACCUAUUAGAUCUCGGUAGCAAUGUGUUCACCGGGCCUGCCCCGUUGGAGGUUAUAAGAUUGGUGAACGUUACAUACUUCAAUAUUUCUUGGAAUGGCUUUCAAGGGGCCUUUUCGGAUGUAGGAACUUGCUCUAGGAGUUUGGAGGUUUUCGAUGUUUCAGGAAACGAUCUGUAUGGUGAGAUUCCUGCAUCUAUCGCCAAAUGCAGUGGCCUUAAGUACUUGGAUUUGAGCUUCAAUAGGUUGAAUGGAAGCAUACCAGUUGGUAUUGCAGAUUUGAAGAAGCUCUUGGUGAUGAGAUUAGGUAAUAACUCGUUAGAUGGGACGAUUCCUGCAGAGUUUGGGAGUAUAGAAUGGUUGGAAGUUCUUGAUUUACAGAACCUCAAACUUGUAGGUGAGAUCCCUAAUGAGAUCACCCAAUGCCGGUUUCUCCUUGAGCUGAACAUCUCUGGUAAUUCUUUGGAGGGAGAGAUUCCUCAUAACCUCGACAACAUGACCUACCUCGAAGUUCUUGACCUACACGAGAACCAAAUCUCCGGUAGCAUACCACUCUCUGUAGGGAAUUUGUCCAACUUAGUGUGGUUAGAUUUGUCAGAGAAUUUUCUCUCUGGUUCAAUUCCUUCCACUUUAGGAAACUUGAGAAACUUGCUUUACUUCAGUGUCUCUUCCAACCACCUUUCUGGUGCAAUCCCUUCGGUUGGAAGCAUCCAGCAGUUCGGACCAUCCCCAUUUCUUGACAAUCCAGACCUUUGUGGUGCUCCAUUGGAGACAUUUUGCUCUAAUGCUGGUCUUACUAACCCUGCAAGAAAACCAAAGCUGAGCGCCUCUGCCAUCGUUGCCAUAGUUGCUGCCACUGUAAUUGUCACUGGUGUCUGUGUCAUAACCAUCAUCAACACGAGGGCUCGCAGCAGGCAAAGAGGAGACGAAGACAUGGUUUUGGAGAGCGCUACCACUACAUUAGCUUCAUCCGAAUCUAGUGUGAUGCUCGGGAAACUGGUCCUCUUCAGCACAAGUUUACCCUCAAAGUACGAGGAUUGGGAGGCGGGCACGAAGGCAUUGCUAGACAAGGAAUGCUUGAUUGGUGGAGGCUCCAUCGGAACAGUGUACAAAACUACAUUACAAGGAGGGGUAAUGAUAGCUGUGAAGAGGCUGAAAGCGAUUGGAAGAAUCAAGAGCCAAGAAGAAUUUGAGCAUGAAAUCGGACGCCUAGGAAGCCUACACCACCCUAAUCUUGUCACAAUUCAAGGUUACUACUGGUCAUCCAACAUGCAAUUGCUUCUAUCCGAAUUUGUUUCCAAGGGAAAUCUAUACAAUAAUCUGCAUGGUCUGAACGAUGAUCGAAGUAAUCCAGAGUUGAAUUGGUUGAGGAGGUUUGAUAUAGCAGUCGGGACAGCUAGAGCCUUGGCCUAUCUUCAUCAUGACUGCAGACCUCCGGUUCUCCAUCUCAACAUCAAAUCCUCGAACGUGCUUCUUGAUGAGAACUACACAGCCAAGCUGUCUGAUUAUGGCCUAGGCAAGCUGCUUCCAUCGCUAGGGAGCAAUGGUUUGACGAAGGUUCACCAUGGAGUAGGAUACAUUGCACCAGAGCUGGCUCAGAGCUCGCGGCUCAGUGAUAAAUGUGAUGUGUACAGCUACGGAGUUGUUCUGUUGGAGAUUGUCACCGGGAGGAAGCCGGUGGGGACGGGAGCAGCAAAUGAAGUGGUGGUGUUACGUGAGUAUGUUCGAGGUCUGGUAGAGAAAGGUGUUGCUUCAAAAUGUUUUGACAGAAGUCUGAGUGGAUUUGCAGAGAAUGAGGGGAUCCAGGUGAUGAAGUUGGGGCUGAUUUGUACAUCGGAUAUGCCGUCGCGGAGGCCGAUCAUGUCUGAGGUUGUUCAAGUUCUUGAAUCUAUAAGGAACGGCUCUAGUUCAUGAUCAGAAGUUGGCAAAGUGAUUCUUUCAAAUUCAUUUAGGGUUGAGGAGAUCAAUUCAUUGUGUGUUGUGUAAUAAUGUAAUUUCAUUUGUUUGGAGCUUGUGAUAUUUUAUUAAAUAAAGUCGAUCGAUGUUCACACUA